Messenger RNA from Vitrella brassicaformis, 7187 nucleotides. The record is from the annotation of a GenBank genome assembly. NCBI's taxonomy places the organism in Eukaryota, Vitrellaceae.
CACCUAAUGCUGUUUAUAUAUUGCCGUGGCCGAGAAGAGCAUUCGCUAUGCAUGCAUGUGUGUGUGUGUGUGUGGUUGUUAACUGGAUGUCCGCGUCCGUCUGUCGUCCAUCCAUCAAAAAGUCCAGUGAGUGCAGCCAGGCAGCCAUACAGACAGACAGACAGGUCGGUCAACCAGCGGCGAGUACAGCUCCACCCAUUCACGCAAUGCAGGGAGAAGGACGUCUUCCAUCCUUCAUUCGCUCCUUGUGCAGUGCUCCCCCCAGCCACCCCCCCCGCCCCACACACACACACGCACAGACAGAGGGGCGUACGAAGCAUCAACCAGCAUCAUCACCUCACCUCACUGACGGCUUCUCUCCUCUCCCUCCCUCCGUAUGGGGGACGCACACACACGACGAAUAAAUUGUUUGGUCAGCGCACACAGACAGACAUGUCUCGUGGAUGGAUGUUGAAAAAAACCCGGCUAGCAGAGCAGCUGCAUGAAUCGGAUCUAUAAGAUCGAUUCACCCAGCCAGGAUAUGAUAUAUCCUGGUACAGAUAUAGAGAGAGAGGCGAGGAGAGAGAGAGAGAGGGGACGAAAAAAUGCCGAUCAUCGAAGAGGAGGGGCGCAAACAGCACCCCCCUUCCCUCACACCCACCCCCCCACUACCACUACAAGCAGGUGUGCUGGUGUGACGGGGUGGUCAGCAGUGUCAAAAAGUGAAGACGGGACGGGAUGGACGGGUGGAUAGAUAGAUAGACGGGAUGAAUGAAUGAAUGAAUGCAUCGGCCAUCGCAUCGUAGGUAGAUUCAUUGUUCUCUCGAUCGACAGCGGUCAACAAACAGGGUUAGUCCAGAAAAACAACCAGACAGACCAGAGCAAUCAAACAAGACAAUGAAUGCAAGAAAGACAAGACACCCCCAGCCCAUCUAGACAGCCCACUGGGGAAGGGCGAUGGUCAAUCAAAACUCCCAGUGGGCCGGUGGUCCGGGGGGGAGGGGGGGUGGGGGAAGAAAGAGAGACACGCAGGGAGGCAGGCAGGCAGGGACAGAGAGACGCCGUCCCUCCGUCAGCUUACUUCCGUUUCCUCCGGCGGUCGUCGUCAUUGCCUUUAGAUGGUGGUGGUGGUGGGGAAGUGCUAGCUGACGGCGGUUGGACGGUCUCUCCCUCCCCGUCUGGGGGGCAGACGUAGAGGAACCGCUGCAGGACGCGCUGCUUGCACUCGUACGUGCCCGGCCGGUUGUAGCAGCAAGAGUACCACGGGCAUGGAGACGUCUCUAUGCACUCGUCGAUAUCUGCACACACACACGCACACGUGUUAGAGAGAGAGAGACAGGGGUUCCUAUGCCGUGUGGGCGUGUCUGUGUGUUUGGUUGUUUGGCUGCCUGACCUUCGCACUCCUGUCCGUUUCCUCUGAAGCCCGUCUUGCACUCACACCGCUUCCCGCCGUUGUAUCCCACGCAGUUGGCGUGCUCAGAGCAGAACUCACAGCCAGCGGGAGGCCCUGCAACCACAGCACACCACGAAGCCAUCCGUGGCAUGCCUCUGUCUCCCUUCCAGUGUGCAGCUAAGCUAAGCUAAGCUAGGCGGCUCACGGUAGAGGACUGUGACUUGGUUGGAUUCCUUGUUGCGGUUGCCGGAGGGGUCGGUGACGGCGCCCGCGGGGAUUUGCAGGGCGGCCACACCCGACUUGACGACAGCCACGGGGAUGACGUAGCGCAGACCGACCACGUCGUCACGGAUCGGCCUGUCCGCUAUCGCAUUGAACGUCUGGAUGCUCUUCUCCUGCGUGCCAUGCAAGAAACACACACCGAUUGAUUGAUCGUAGCGCCGGUUGGUUACUAAGGGCCGGCUGACCGUGAAGCCCCUGACGGGUUCUGUGAAAGUGGCGGUGACAUUGAAGGCCCUGAAGACGAGCACGGGGGGCGCCUGGGACCCCAACACAACCUCAGGAGGGACCGUGUCUGCACCAUACAUCGUUUGUGGACAUGUCUCCUCUCCUCACUUCUGUGUCCCCCCUUGUGUGUCUCCCCCACCGACUCCUCCGUACUGACCAGUGCAGUUGAAGGUAGCAUCCAUGAGUCGCUCUGAGAUUUCCUGCAUUGAGCUGAAGUCGGUGUUGAAGAUGUGCUCGUGGUCGGGGUCGGACGCCAUGAACUGCAGCUCGAAUUUGUUGACGGCGUCACCCACGCCCACAACGAUGAUCUCCACACCCAUCACCUCCUGCCAUUGGAGACAUACGACAAGGCACCAGUGAGAGACAAAGACACUCACGAACAAACAAACAAAUAAGGCAUGCUGUCCGACUGACCUUGAGGUAAGUGGCGACAUAGCACUCCUGGUUGUCGGCGCACCCACCAAACCCGUCGGUAAUGAUGAUGAUCUUCUUGACCGUCUCGUUCUUGGACUCGGCCAAGAAGAUCUGCUUGGACGACUCCAGCGCCUCCGGAGUGUUGGUGCCGCCCCCGGUGAACUUGAGGCCCUCGACGGCGUCGUACACCGCGGAGUUGUUCUGAGUGAUGUUAGUGAAGGAGAUCGGGUUGGCCCUGGAGCUGUAUGGCACGAGAGCGACCCGCACGGCCUCGUCGUCGACCUCGGUCUUGUCGGUGAGGGACUGCACGAAGUCCUUCAUGGCCUCCCAGCCGGCCGCCUGCACCGACCCCGAUCUGUCCAGCACGAUGAUGAGAUCGGUCCGCUCACGGCGGCAAGCUGCAUCGCAGCCAUUCCAUGCAUCAGACAGACAUGUGAGGAAUGUCUGUCCUCUCCUCCGUGUGUGUGAUGUGAUAUGGUAAGUCCCUACGGGCGACGGGCGCUCGAGUGGUGGAGCUGAUCGUCACGGGGGGGGUGACGGGAGCCGUAGUGGUUGCAUUCGGGGCGACCGGAGCCGCAGUAGUUGAUGAUGUCGUUUCUGGCCUCUCCGGGAGGAUGGCCUCUGCCGUCGAUGUCGGGACCUGCGUCGUGCUUGUGCUGGUGGUCUCCGGCCUCACGGUUGUUGAGGUGGCCGGGAGAGGCGUCGUGGUCUCGGGAGGCGGGGGCGUGGUGGUCAGGUUCAGCACCGGCUCCUCUGUGGUUGUUGUGGUCGUCUUAAGAGGCUCUGUGGUUGGUGCGGGGGUGGGGGAAGUGAACUCGGGCAGAGCUGUGGUGGUCGGCAGGACCGCCGGCGGGGUGCUCGAUUCUAAUGUGGUCUCUAUCGUCUCUGUCGUUGUGCUGGUGCUGGUGGUCGUUGGGGCCUCUGUAGUGACCUUUGCCGUCGUCGUUACCAAAGGAGGGACUGAAAAAGCAGAGGACAGAAGUGCUGCGCCACCCCACCCGACCUCCGAUCCCUGCUCUCUCACUUGUGGUGGUUGUUGGAAAAGGUGCGACUGUGGUGUUGAUGACCGGCUCUGUCGUCAGAGGUGCAGUCGUGGGCAGCUCUGUGGGCACGGCUGGGGGCGAGGUGAACUCAGGGACGGCCGGAGUAGUCGUCACGGGGGCAGCAGGGGUCGUGCUCGGCGCAGCUACACAUUGGAAGGAGGUGAGAGCGAUGAAGGCUAAAGGUGCUCGGCUAUGGCCUUACACUCACCGGUAGUCGACGUGGUGGGGACGGGAACUGCUGUCGUGUUGACCACUGGCGGCUCGGAAGUGAACCAGAAUGUGGGGGCCGAGGUAGUUGUUGUCUCCUUGACAGGUGCUGUCGUUAUUAUUGGCUGUGGAGUUGUGGGGACAGCGGGGGCCGCACUCGUGGUGGUUGGUAAUGCCGGCUCGGUGGGCAGGACAGCCGGGGGCGUGCUUGUGGUCACAGCAGCAGCUGAAAGAAAGAACCAAAAAGAAAUCGUGCUUGUGUCUCCCCCUUCCCAGCCUCCCUCUUACUUGUGGUGGGCACUCUUGUGGUCGGCACUGGAGGUGCUGUCGUAUUGAUGACGGGUGGCGGCAUCGUCGUAUUCAUCACAGGCGGGGCCAAAGUCGUGGACUCAAAUGGGGGGGUGGUGGGCAAAGCCGGGGGGGACGUGAACUCAGGCAGAGUCGGGGCACUGGUCGUUGAUGGAACUGGGCUUGUUGUUACCCUCUCUGUCGUAGUGGUCGGCGCCCUUGUCGUCACAGCUGCAUUAAUCGCCGAGCAGAGAAAGGAAGAUCGAUCCUUCAAGUGAUGUCUCACUGACGGGUGCGUCGAUGCUUACCAAUUGUCGAUGUCGUCGGCAGCGGUGGCACUGUCGUGUUGACGAACGGCGCCUCCGUGGUAAGCUCAGGAACAGCUGUAGUCGGCAAGACGGCCGCCGGUGUGCUUGUCGACACGGCAGGUGCUGCAAGCAUGAAAAGACAACACAAGUCAGAUUGCAUGCGGGUGUCUCGUCCGUCUCGGCGUGCCCCUACUCGUAGUUGGUGGCAAAGGCGCGGCUGUCGUAUUGAUGGCCGGCGCUUCGGUCGUCACAUACUCAUAUGGGGGCGUGGUGGGCACACCGGGGGGUGACGUGAACUCAGGAACAGCAGUCGUUGUUACCACCGGAGCCCUUGUGGUAGUUGCCGGCGGUGCGGGGGCCACCGUCGUGUUGACCACAGGCGGCUGGGUCGUGACAAUCUCGAAUGGGGGUGUGGGUGUCUCGGUGGAGGGAGGGGGAGAGGUGAAGACGGGGAGGGCAGUAGUGGUGGUUGAUGGGAGCCGUUCUGUUGUCACCCUGCGUGUCGUGGUCGUCACGGGGACAGCUGGUGCGGUGGUGUUGACCUCAGUAGAAGUAGUAAAGACUUCUGUGGGCUUUGCUGUAGUUGUCACCUCCACAGGCCUUGUGGUCUCGGGAACAAGCGGUGGCCUGGUGGGCAGGACCGCUGGCGGCGUGGUCGGCUCAGAUGUGGUCUCUAUCCUCUCCGUGGUGGUAGAGGUAGAGGGCGCCUCUGUCACAUAACGAGUGGUGGUAGGCAAACCUGUCACUGAAAGAGAGCAACAGAGGAGGAACACAUGUGUCUCGUGAACCCAUUUACUCUCAAAGAGUUCUUACUGGUGGUUGGUGGCCUGGGAGCCACAGUCGUGUUGAUAACCGGCUCUUCGGUUGUCACAUACUCAAAGGGAGGUGUGGUGAACUCUGGGAUGGCGGGCGCCGUCGUCUCAGGAGCCCUUGUGGUGCUCGUCGUCGUUAGAGGUGGUUUGGGGGCCACCGUCGUCUUGACCACAGGCGGCUGGGUCGUGACAAUUUCGAAGGGGGGCGUGAAUGUCUCGGUGGAGGGAGGGGGAGAGGUAAAGACGGGAAGAGCAGGGGUAGUGGUGGCUGGUGGCCUCUCAGUCGUCACUCUGCGCGUGGUGGUGGUGGGCAGCGGGGCCACCGUUGUAUUCACCAAGGGCGCCUUAGUCGUGAGCCACCAAUCUGGAGGCUCCGUGGGCUCGACCGUCGGCUCUUCGGGAGGUGUGGUGACCUUGGGGGUCUCCGGCACCUCAGGCACGAGAGGUGGCCGAGUCUCCGGCCUCUCGGGCUCAGGUGGCGGCCUGGUUGGCAAGACGGCCGCCGGUGUGCUCGUCGACACAGCAGCAGCUGAAAGAAAGAACCCGAAAAGAAAUCGUGUUUGUGCCUCCUCCCUUCCCAGCCUGCCUCUUACUUGUGGUGGGCACUCUUGUUGUCGGCACUGGAGGUGCUGUCGUGUUGAUGACGGGCGGUGGCACCGUCGUAUUCAUCACAGGCGGGGCCAAAGUCGUGGACUCGAAAGGAGGCGUCGGGCUCGUGAACUCGGGAAGGGGAGGCGCAGUCGUGCUAAUGACUGGCCUUUCUGGCGCUAGAGCAGCUGACGACAGAAGGUACCGAGUGUAGAUCAUACAACUUUAGGACAAAGGACGGACCACAGACCCACAGUUGCUACUCACUUGUGGUCGUCGCUGGCGGUUUGGUGGUGGUCUUUGGCGGCGGCUUGGUGGACACAAAAAGGAACUCUGUGGAUGUGGGCUCGGACGUGUCGAUGGGGAUGGAUGGGGUGCUGGUGUUGAAGAGGAAUGUCGGCAGGGGCUCGGUCGUUGUGCUGGGAGCAAGAGUGGUCGCCUCGGGAGUGCUUGUGGUCGGGACCACACGAGGAGCUGAGGUAUAUGAUACACACGCACCGAUGAAUGCAUAGACAGAUGAAGACAUACAGCCACUUAGACUGACUUGUCGAUGUCGUUGGCCUCGGUGCCGACGUGGUGUUGAUCAGCGGCUCCUCCAUAGUGAACCAGUCCCACUCUGUCGGUUCCUCAGUCGUCGGCUCCUCAGUCGACGUCUCCCACCAUGGCGGCCAUGUCCCAGGGAGGAUCCCCUCACCUCCCUCAGGAGUCGUCACCUUGACGGUCGUCUCAGCGGGUGUUGGGGCGGCAGUGGUGGUUGUCACAGGGGGUUUGGGGGGCACGGUGCAGUUGAAGCUGUCGAGGUAUUCCCUGAAGAACUCCAGCUGGGGGUCAUUGAGGAGUUCGGGGUGCUCCUGCAUGAUGUCGACGAAGCUCUCGAUGACCGAGAUGAAAGCCUUCGAAAAGAAGCACCCGGGGCAAGGGGAGGAGGGCUCAUCGGCAGUGGCCAUAUAUUUCAACUCUGCCGCCUUCAUCUCUGCGACACACAGGCACACACACACACACACAGAGGAAGAUAGAGAGAGCGAUCUGUCUUCUGUUGUCUUCUGACUGACCCUGGGACAUGCCCGAAUGGCCGGCCAACCCACAGAGAAGAAAGACACACAGGGCGAGGCCUCUGACGGAGCCGACGACGCGAAGGGCCAUGGUGAACCGCAGAAAUGACCACAGAGAGGAAAGAACUGACACACACAGCAGAACACGCAUCCCCCUCACCUCUCGAGAACAACCACCGUCCAGCCCCCAGACAUGACAAGCACGACCCCACCCCCGUGUGUACCUUAGAAUGGGUGUUCGAUGGAGCAGUCAGGGAUUGCAGUGGGGGGACAGAGCGGAGAUGACUCGCCCUCGUGAAAUCUCCGGGCAUGCACCGGCUUGUGCGCGCCCCUCGGUUGUGCCGUCGAUGAUUCAAAAGGGGUCGGGCUCGAAAAGCUCUUGGUCAACCCACCAGCUCCCCCAACACACAAAUGAGGUGGGGUACGUUCGGGGGGAAGUCGGUGAAGGGCAGUUCUGACACAAUCGAAGCUGUCUGACGAGGGGCUCGUGUGUCUGCGGUGAGGGGCAGCUCCAAAAACUCGGGGUCGAGCUCUGGUACGUCAGAGAAGAGCCAGACGAUCGCUAGAGCUCCUAUCAAGGCAGCUUCGAGCAUCCG